This is a messenger RNA of Cornus florida, 1479 nucleotides long. RefSeq names its product NAC domain-containing protein 21/22-like. NCBI's taxonomy places the organism in Eukaryota, Viridiplantae, Streptophyta, Magnoliopsida, Cornales, Cornaceae. Bases 364 to 1293 code for a protein of 309 amino acids. The record is from RefSeq and is a predicted model, not a curated record. Gene Ontology annotation, molecular function: DNA binding. Gene Ontology annotation, biological process: regulation of DNA-templated transcription. The transcript has 3 exons.
AGUCAGCAGGACACGUAGGCCAAGUACCUCCUCUCAAUUUCAAACUUCUAACCCAUCACACCACCCCCUUCUCUUACACGGAAAUUAUUGGUUGACUUAACCAACCUUUUUUUUUUUUUUUUCUUUUUUCUUAAUCUAAUUUUUAACUUUUUUUUACAUAUUAUAUUUUGUUAAUACAAUUGCCUAAUUCUCUUUUCUUAUAUAUGCAUACACACACAACCAUCUGAACCUUGUUUGGGCUCUCCCCCUCUCUUCUGCUUCUUCUCUCUCUCUCUCUCUCUCUCUCUCUCUCUCUCCUGCUUCUUCUCUCUCUCUUCUGCUUCUUCUCUCUCUCUCUCUCUCUCUCUAAUAUUAUCCAGCAAAAUGAGCAAUCUGAGCAUGGUAGAGGCAAAGUUGCCGCCAGGGUUCAGGUUCCAUCCUAGGGAUGAAGAACUGAUAUGUGAUUACUUGAUGAAAAAGGUGACAUGCUGUGAGUGCCCUCUAAUGAUCGAAGUAGACCUCAAUAAGUGUGAGCCUUGGGACAUUCCCAAAAUGGCAUGUGUGGGAGGCAAAGAAUGGUACUUUUACAGCCAGCGUGACCGGAAAUAUGCGACCGGACAGAGAACAAAUCGGGCCACAACAUCUGGUUACUGGAAGGCCACAGGGAAGGACAGGGCGAUCAUCCACAGGGGUACCCUAGUUGGGAUGAGGAAGACCUUGGUUUUCUACCAAGGUAGGGCUCCUAAAGGGAGAAAAAGUGACUGGGUCAUGCACGAAUUUCGGCUUGAAGGACCCCUUGGCCCUCCAAAGAUUACUUCUCUCAAGGAAGAUUGGGUAUUAUGUAGAGUGUUCUACAAAAACAAAGAAGUUCCUGCCAAACAAGGCAUAAUGGGAUGCAGCUUCAACGACACGAUCAGCUCUUCAUCAUCUCUCCCGCCACUAAUGGAUUCAUACAUCACUUUCGACCAAACUCAAACCAACAACAACAUUAUAAAUGAGUAUGAGCAAGUGCCCUGCUUCUCCAAUAUUUUCACACCAAACCAAACCAAUCCUACUUUCUCACACAUCACCCAUGUGGAGCCAAACAUGUCAUCCAAAACUACCCCCACCACCUUUGGAGCUAUGCCAGAUUUGGGUACAAGUUUAAACUCUUUCCCUUGUGACAAAAAGGUAAUUAAAGCUGUUCUAAAUCAUCUCACCAAGAUGGAAAGCUACCCUAACAUGGUGAAUGGAUCACCAAGCUUAGGGGAUCAAGGAAGCUCAGAGAGCUUUUUAUCUGAUGUGGGCUUGCCCACCAUGUGGAACCAUUAUUGAUUUUUGAGGCCUAAUUUGUAGCUAGUAUUUUUGGCCAUAUCAAGAAGAUACAUGUAAAAAUAUUGAACUUGGUUAUAUGUAUGGUUUAAUUUCUCUAUAGUCACCAAUGUACAUGUGUUGUCCUCAUUGAUGGAACAUGUGUGUAUAAAUUGAUUUCAGUUUUACAGAUUACCAGUUCUUGGUUAA